Molecule: messenger RNA, 2293 nt
Organism: Oryza brachyantha (malo sina)
Lineage: Eukaryota; Viridiplantae; Streptophyta; Magnoliopsida; Poales; Poaceae
Product: protein NRT1/ PTR FAMILY 6.3-like
Exons: 3
Coding region: 93-1886 (597 amino acids)
Biological process (GO): oligopeptide transport; response to nitrate; transmembrane transport
Cellular component (GO): membrane
Molecular function (GO): nitrate transmembrane transporter activity
Source: RefSeq, a predicted model, not a curated record
CACGAGCUCCUCCUCCUCCUCCGGGCCAUCGUCAUCUUCCUCUGCUGCGGUUGCCGGCGGCGAGGAGGACGAAGCAAGAGACACCGGCGGAGAUGGUCGGGAUGCUGCCGGAGAGCAAUGCGCAGGCGGCGGACGUGCUGGGCGACGCGUGGGACUACGGCGGGAGGCCCGCGGCGAGGUCGAGGACGGGGAGGUGGGGCGCCGCCGCGAUGAUCCUCGUGGCGGAGCUGAACGAGCGGCUGACCACGCUCGGCAUCGCCGUCAACCUGGUCACCUACCUGACGGCCACGAUGCACGUCGGCAACGCCGAGGCGGCCAACGUCGUCACCAACUUCAUGGGCACCUCCUUCAUGCUCUGCCUCCUCGGCGGCUUCGUCGCCGACUCCUUCCUCGGCCGCUACCUCACCAUCGCCAUUUUCACCGCCGUCCAAGCCUCCGGCGUGACGAUACUGACGAUCUCGACGGCGGCGCCGGGGCUGAGGCCGGCGGCGUGCGCAGCGGGGUCGGCGGCGUGCGAGCGGGCGUCGGGGGCGCAGAUGGGGGUGCUCUACCUGGCGCUCUACCUGACGGCGCUGGGCACCGGCGGGCUCAAGUCGAGCGUCUCCGGCUUCGGCUCCGACCAGUUCGACGAGUCCGACUCCGGCGAGAAGUCGCAGAUGAUGCGCUUCUUCAACUGGUUCUUCUUCUUCAUCAGCCUCGGCUCGCUGCUCGCCGUCACCGUGCUCGUCUACGUCCAGGACAACCUGGGCCGCCCCUGGGGGUACGGCGCCUGCGCCGCCGCCAUCGCCGCCGGCCUCGUCGUCUUCCUCGCCGGCACCCGCAGGUACCGGUUCAAGAAGCUCGUGGGGAGCCCGCUCACCCAGAUCGCCGCCGUCGUCGUCGCCGCCUGGCGCAAGCGCCACCUCGAGCUCCCCUCCGACCCCUCGAUGCUCUACGACAUCGACGUCGGCAAGCUCGCCGCCGCCGAGGAGGUCUCCUCCAAGAAGAGCAAGCUCAAGCAGCGCCUCCCCCACACCAAACAGUUCAGUUUCUUGGACCAUGCGGCGAUCAACGAGGAGGCCGGCGUGGACGGCGAGGCGAGCAAGUGGGAGCUGGCGACGCUGACGGACGUGGAGGAGGUGAAGACGGUGGCGCGGAUGCUGCCGAUCUGGGCGACGACGAUCAUGUUCUGGACGGUGUACGCGCAGAUGACCACCUUCUCGGUGUCGCAGGCCACCACCAUGGACCGCCACAUCGGCGGCUCCUUCCAGAUCCCCGCCGGCUCCCUCACCGUCUUCUUCGUCGGCUCCAUCCUCCUCACCGUGCCCGUCUACGACCGCCUCGUGGUCCCGGCGGCGCGCCGCCUCUGCGGCAACCCGCACGGCCUCACGCCGCUGCAGCGGAUCGGCGUCGGCCUGGUGCUGUCCAUCCUCGCCAUGGUCUGCGCCGCGCUCACCGAGGUGAGGCGGCUCCGCGUGGCGCGCGACGCCGGGGUCGCCGGCGGCGGCGAAGUCGUGCCCAUGACCGUGUUCUGGCUCAUCCCCCAGUUCUUCUUCGUCGGCGCCGGCGAGGCCUUCACCUACAUCGGCCAGCUCGACUUCUUCCUCCGCGAGUGCCCCAAGGGGAUGAAGACCAUGAGCACCGGCCUCUUCCUCAGCACGCUCUCGCUGGGCUUCUUCGUCAGCUCGGCGCUCGUCGCCGCCGUCCACAAGCUCACCGGCGACCGCCACGCCUGGAUCGCCGACAACCUCAACAGGGGCCACCUCGACAGGUUCUACUGGCUGCUCGCCGCCCUCUGCUUCGCCAACCUCGCCGUCUACCUCGUCGCCGCCAGGUGGUACAAGUACAAGGCCGGCCGCCCCGGCGCCGCCGUCGAGAUGGCCGACGCCGAGCCGUGCCUCCACUGACUGACGUGUCCGUCGAUCGAUCCCGCCGUCCAUCCGCCGAUCGGACGGCCACGAUUUCUUCGCAUGUUGUACUAUAUAUAUAUAGUAUAGUAUACGUGUGUACCAGCAAUGCACGUACGUAUACGUAUAUUUAUACGUAUACGUGUGCCUGCGUAGUAGUAUAAAUGGAAUUAAUAACUUGUUAGAGGGGGAAAUGGUAAAAACUACGGAUUAGAGAGAGAGGAAGGAUUAAGAAUUUUCAACGGUGGUGGGGACAGGGUGUCAGUGACUUGUUGGUACAUUUUGUGUCAUGGGAGGGUCUCGUGGUAAAAAAAAAGAUUUACCACGGCUUCAGUGUAAAAUCAUCCGAAAGGAAAAGAUGGGAAAAAAAAAACGUGCGUGCUUUUCAUUAACCUACAAGUCAUUCA